CUGCUUUCCCAGCAGGCCAGGUUGACAUUCAGUGCUACAAGACAGAUGGCUCUGUAUUGGUUUCUUUGGGCUGCUAUAACGAGGUACCACAAACUGGGUGGCUUCAAACAACAGAAAUUUAUUGUCUUGUAGUUCUGAAGACUCUAAGUCCCCAGUCAAGGUGAUUAUCCCCAAUCAAAUCAAGCAGAGCCAUGCUUCCACUGAGACUCCAGGUGGUUUUAACCAAGAGAGCAGAUCCAGCUGAGCUUAGAACAAUAUUUUUGAAGUAUGCAAGCAUUGAAAAAAAUGGUGAGUUUUUCAUGUCUCCCAAUGACUUUGUCACUCGAUAUUUGAACAUUUUUGGAGAAAGCCAGCCUAAUCCAAAGACUGUGGAGCUUUUAAGUGGUGUAGUGGAUCAGACCAAAGAUGGAUUAAUAUCCUUUCAAGAGUUUGUAGCAUUUGAAUCUGUCCUAUGUGCCCCGGAUGCUUUGUUCAUGGUGGCCUUUCAACUGUUUGACAAAACUGGCAAAGGAGAAGUUACUUUUGAGGACGUUAAACAAGUUUUUGGACAGACCACAAUUCAUCAGCAUAUUCCAUUUAACUGGGAUUCAGAAUUUGUGCAACUACAUUUUGGAAAAGAAAGAAAAAGACACCUCACAUAUGCAGAAUUCACUCAGUUUUUACUGGAAAUACAACUGGAGCAUGCAAAGCAAGCCUUUGUGCAAAGGGACAAUGCCAGGACCGGAAAAGUUACAGCCAUUGACUUCCGAGACAUCAUGGUCACCAUCCGCCCCCAUGUCUUGACUCCUUUUGUAGAAGAAUGUCUAGUAGCUGCUGCUGGAGGUACUACAUCCCAUCAAGUUAGUUUCUCCUAUUUUAAUGGAUUUAAUUCACUCCUUAACAACAUGGAACUCAUUAGAAAGAUCUACAGCACUCUGGCUGGCAACAGGAAAGAUGUAGAGGUGACUAAGGAGGAGUUUGUUCUGGCAGCUCAGAAAUUUGGUCAGGUUACACCCAUGGAAGUUGACAUCUUGUUUCAGUUAGCAGAUUUAUAUGAGCCACGGGGACGUAUGACCUUAGCAGACAUUGAACGAAUUGCUCCACUGGAAGAGGGAACUCUGCCCUUCAACUUGGCUGAGGCCCAGAGGCAGAAGAAGGCCUCAGUGGACUCCUCUCGACCGGUUCUCCUGCAGGUUGCGGAGUCGGCCUACAGGUUUGGGCUGGGUUCCAUUGCUGGAGCUGUUGGAGCCACUGCCGUGUAUCCUAUCGAUCUCGUAAAAACUCGCAUGCAGAACCAACGAUCAACUGGCUCUUUUGUGGGAGAACUUAUGUAUAAAAACAGCUUUGACUGUUUUAAGAAAGUGCUACGCUACGAAGGCUUCUUUGGACUGUACAGAGGUCUGUUGCCACAGUUACUGGGAGUUGCCCCAGAGAAGGCCAUAAAACUUACAGUGAAUGAUUUUGUGAGGGAUAAAUUUAUGAGCAAAGAUGGUUCGGUCCCACUUGCAGCAGAAAUUCUUGCUGGCGGCUGUGCAGGAGGCUCCCAGGUGAUUUUCACGAAUCCUUUGGAAAUCGUCAAGAUCCGUUUGCAGGUAGCUGGAGAGAUCACCACUGGUCCCCGAGUCAGUGCCCUGUCUGUCGUAAGGGACCUGGGGUUCUUUGGGAUCUACAAGGGCGCCAAAGCAUGCUUUCUGCGGGACAUUCCUUUUUCGGCCAUCUACUUCCCGUGCUAUGCUCAUGUGAAGGCUUCCUUUGCAAGUGAAAGUGGGCAGAUUAGCCCCGGAAGCCUGCUCUUGGCCGGUGCCAUAGCUGGUAUGCCCGCGGCAUCCUUAGUGACCCCUGCUGAUGUUAUCAAGACGCGAUUACAGGUGGCUGCCCGGGCUGGCCAAACCACUUACAGCGGAGUGAUGGACUGCUUCAGGAAAAUACUGCGGGAAGAAGGCCCCAGAGCUCUGUGGAAAGGAGCUGGUGCUCGUGUGUUUCGAUCCUCCCCCCAAUUUGGUGUAACUUUGCUGACAUAUGAAUUGCUACAGCGAUGGUUCUACGUUGACUUUGGAGGCGUGAAACCCAUGGGAUCAGAACCAGUUCCUAAAUCCAGGAUCAUACUGCCUGCUCCCAAUCCUGAUCAUGUUGGAGGCUACAGACUGGCAGUUGCGACAUUUGCAGGGAUUGAAAACAAAUUUGGACUUUACCUACCUCUCUUCAAGCCACCAGCUUCUCCCUCAGCAGUGAUCAGCUCAGGCCCGUAG
Molecule: messenger RNA, 2228 nt
Organism: Odobenus rosmarus divergens (Pacific walrus)
Lineage: Eukaryota; Metazoa; Chordata; Mammalia; Carnivora; Odobenidae
Gene: SLC25A13
Product: solute carrier family 25 (aspartate/glutamate carrier), member 13
Exons: 18
Coding region: 192-2228 (678 amino acids)
Biological process (GO): L-glutamate transmembrane transport; aspartate transmembrane transport; malate-aspartate shuttle
Molecular function (GO): L-glutamate transmembrane transporter activity; calcium ion binding; L-aspartate transmembrane transporter activity
Source: RefSeq, a predicted model, not a curated record